AUGUCUGAUUUUUCUGAGGCACUUGAACAGGAACUCAAGAAUUAUGGAAGAAGCCUUGCGGAUGGAGCAAGUAAAGGGGCUGCGAUUGGUGGAGCAAUAUGUCCCGGGGCUGGAACACUAAUUGGUGGAUGGGCUGGUGCAGCAACUGCAGCUGUUUCUUGCCUAGUAAAAGCACUUAACGAUGAUGACGAUGAGAAAAAAUAG
Molecule: messenger RNA, 204 nt
Organism: Enterobius vermicularis (human pinworm)
Lineage: Eukaryota; Metazoa; Nematoda; Chromadorea; Rhabditida; Oxyuridae
Source: the annotation of a GenBank genome assembly